AUUCCCAGCUGAAAAUCAGGUCCCACCCGCCUCUCACAGAAUCUUCCCUAUCUGAAUCGCUUCCACUGCCCUCUAAUCGUUCACUCUCACUUUCCUCAUCCACAAAUCUUUCAUCCUGGCUCAAAUUAAUUGGGUAAUCGUCGCUUUCUCGGUCCGAAUCGCUCUCGCUGCUGGUGGCCAUGAUUGUAAACAAUGUGCCACGCUACUUCCGGUACAGGCAAGGCUUUUUUUAUCAGCGACCAAAAGUUGCGAACUUUAUCGUCGAUGUUCUCUACUAAAUCCUUUCAGCAAAAAUAUGGCAAUAUCGCGAAAUGAUCAAGUAUGACACAUAGAAUGGAUCUGCUAUCCCCGUUUAAAUAAGAACAUUUCAUUUCAGUAGGCCUUUAAACAGUCUUUUAAAUUGAAUCAUGUUAGAACAGGUUUUGAACUCGUCCCCUAAGUUGUUCCACAGAGUGACUCCAUGCACUGAAAUGCACAUUGAUUUUAAAGUUGUUCUAUAUUUAGGCAAAUAUAAUUUGUUGUUUCCUCUUAGACUGUAACUAUGGUGAGCAUCUCUAUCCUGGAAUAGGUUCUGUAUAUUGGAUGGUAGAGAGUUUUGGGAUGCAGCUUAAUUUGACUCAACACGGGGAACCUUACCUGGCCCGGACACGGAAAGGAUUGACAGAUGCCAUGCAGCAGAAGACUAUUCCCCAGACUUUGAGUUUCACUUUCUUUCUCACCUCAUCCUUCACUUCAUAAGGUCCAAAUAGGUCCACAGUUGUGAACUCAAAGGGAUUAGCUGGUGUUAUACGCUCAGGUGGAAGGUCACUCAUGAUUUGCUGGCAUCUUUUAGCUCUGGCUUUUCUGCAUGCAACACAGUUGUCCACAAUCUUUUGAGCCACUUUACGACCUUUUACCACCCAUGCCUUCUUCCUCAUCCGAAGGAGUGUCCCUUUGUGUCCUUCUUGAACACGGCUGUGAAAAAAACCUGAAGAACUUGUCUGACGAGUCUUGAGUCUUGACUGACAAUGUUAUACAGCAGGCAGUGGACUUGGCUCUUUUCGACUGGGAGGAACUCAAACAGUUGCUUUGAGUAAAAGUUUGAAGCUUCUGGAAGGAGCUGGUGUCUUCAGUGGAAAAAUGGCUUGCCCUGAAGCUCUCCAAUGUCCUUCCUGUUUGGACGUCUUCAAAGACCCUGUCAUACUUUCUUGCAGCCACAGCUUCUGUCGCUCCUGUGUGGAGCGAUGGUGGGAGGAGAAAAAGGACCGUUCUUGUCCACUCUGUAGGACGAAGUGCAGAUCCAUGGAUUUACCUCCGAACUUGGCCUUGAGGAACGUGUGUGAAGCUUUUGCAGCGUCUUCCGUGGACACUGAGGAAGAGUGCAAGUUGCACAAGGAGAAACUGAAACUGUUCUGUUUGGACCAUCUGCAGCCUGUGUGCCUCGUUUGCAGACAUGCAAAAAUCCACACAAAUCACAAAUACUCUCCUAUCGAGGAAGCUGCAAAGGAACACAGAGAAGAUCUAGAGAAAGUCCUGCAAAUCAUCACAAAAAGACUUAAAAUGUUUACCGAAGUUAAAAAAGACAUCAGUCAACAAGCAGAACACAUCCAGGUCCAGAAGCAGCAGGCUGAAAGCAAGAUUAAGGAGACUUUUAAGGAGCUUCACAACUUUCUGGAGGAGGAGGAAGAGGCUAGAUUGUCUCUUGUGAGAGAAGAAGAGCAAAGCAAGGGUCAGACAAUGAAAGAGAAGAUUGAGGGUCUCAGCAGCGACAUGAAAGCUCUCCAAGGCGUGCUUGACAGCACAGAGAAGCUGCUAACAGCUGGCAAUGUUUCCUUCUUGAAGAACUACAAGGAAAUGAGGGCCAGAGCCCAGAAGCUGCCCGAAGAACCCAAGCUGGUCCCAGGACCUGUGCUGGACAUGGACAAGCAUCUGGACAACCUCCCACUCACCAUGUGGGAAAAAAUGAAGACGUUGGUGUCCCAAAGUGACUUGCAUGUGUUAAUUGUAACUGCUGUGCCCUCAGAAGAACCCACCUGGAAUGUUGAUGUGGGCGACAACGACAACUGGGAACUGGGGUUAAUGUUUGAGUCUUUUAGAGCUGGCAUUCGAUUUCAAGACGGGAAAUACAAAAGGAUUUACCCGCAACGUGCAGACUUGCCUUUGUCAAUCAAAGAGAAACAGCAGAGAUUCAGAGUUCGUUUUGACAUUAGCGAGGGAAAGUUUUCAUUUCAUGACUUUUGUACAGACAUUACUUUAGACACAUUUGAUGUACCCAUUUCUUUUGGUUUUUGGCAGUAUGUUUCCACGACAGUAACACUGUACACUUACAUUUCUGUCUGGGGAUCAACAGUGGUUGGCAGGAAGUUGGACACUGCUUCAAGAGCACAGUUCUCCAGCUGGAGGUCACACACCUUCCUACAAACCAUCUUCAUGUUUGAUAUGAAGAGGGUGAUGUCAGGAAGACCCAACGACCUGUCAGCCUGUUAUUCGGACAUGUUCAUGUUGCAAGCAGUUGCUUUGAGUAAAAGUUUGAAGCUUCUGGAAGGAGCUGGUGUCUUCAGUGGAAAAAUGGCUUGCCAUGAAGCUCUCCAAUGUCCUUCCUGUUUGGAGGUCUUCAAAGACCCUGUCAUGCUGCCUUGCAACCACAGCUUCUGUCGCUCCUGUGUGGAGCGAUGGUGGGAGGGGAAAAAGGACCGUUCUUGUCCACUCUGUAGGACGCAGUGCAGAUCCAUGGAUUUACCUCCGAACUUGGCCUUGAGGAACGUGUGUGAAGCUUUUGCAGCGUCUUCCGUGGACACUGGCGAAGAGUGCAAGUUGCACAAGGAGAAACUGAAACUGUUCUGUUUGGACCAUCAGCAGCCUGUGUGCAUCGUUUGCAGACAUGCAAAUAUCCACACAAAUCACAGAUUCUCUCCUAUCGAGGAAGCUGCAAAGGAACACAGAGAAGAUCUAGAGAAAGUCCUGCGAGUCAUGACAAAAAGACUGAAAAUGUUUACCAAAGUUAAAGAAGACAUCAGUCAACAAGCAAAACACAUCCAGGUCCAGAAGCAGCAGGCUGAAAGCAAGAUUAAGGAGACUUUUAAGGAGCUUCACAACUUUCUGGAGGAGGAGGAAGAGGCUAGAUUGUCUCUUGUGAGAGAAGAAGAGCAAAGCAAGAGUCAGACAAUGAAAGAGAAGAUUGAGGGUCUCAGCAGCGACAUGAAAGCUCUCCAAGGCGUGAUUGACAGCACAGAGAAGCUGCUAACAGCUGACAAUGUUUCCUUCUUGAAGAACUACAAGAAAAUGAGGGCCAGAGCCCAUAAGCUACCUGAAGAGCCCAAGCUGGUCCCAGGACCUGUGCUGGACAUGGACAAACAUCUGAACAUCCCACUCAAAAAAAUUAAGACGUUAGUGUCCCAAAGUGCUGUGAUUCCAAACCCAAACGCCAGCAAUCCAGAACUCAGACAGAAGCUAAGCAGAGAAGAGCAGCAUCCGAAGAAUCCAGUGAGUGUUCAAGACUUGCAUGUGUUAAAUGUAACUGCUGUGCACUCAGAAGCACACACCUGGAAUGUUGAUGUAGGCGACAACGACAAGUGGGAACUGGGGUUAAUGUUUGAGUCUUUAAGAGCUGGCAUUCGAUUUCAAGACGGGAAAUACAAAAGGAUUUACCCGGAACAUGCAGACUUGCCUUUGUCAAUCAAAGAGAAACAGCAGAGAUUCAGAGUUCGUCUCAACAUUAGCAAGGAAAACGUUUCAUUUCAUGACUUUUGUACAGACACUACUUUAGACACAUUUGUUUUACCCAUUUAUUUCAGUUUAUGGAAGAAUUUAUCCAGGCCAAGGACAAUAGCACUGUACUCUUACAUUUCCAACGAUGUCAAUAUCUGCGACUGAAGAUUGUCCGUGAUGGAUUUGGAGACAUGUUGCUCCUACAGAAAUAUUUUACAUGGAGCUACACUAUGUUCAAAAUUCUUGUGUUCAGACAAAUCAUGUUGUGUAAGAAAGGUGUCUUGCCUGCUGACAGUUUAGGCCGACACUUCAGCCUUCGUUAGACACGUCACACCCGGAAGCUACGACAGCUCUGACGGAGGCUGAAGUUAUAACAUAAAAUGAUUAGUCAAACAGACGAUCAUAAAUAUGUGAUUUUAUGGAUGUGUCUUUUGUAAUGUAAAUCCAUUUGAGUUUCCUGUAUCCUUAUUUGUAAACCCGUGGCGCAACGCACAGGGCCAGUACCUUGUACGGCCCUGAUAAGACGGAGGAGGACCCAGGCCCGGACACUCCCCACAGUGCCUGGAACCUCCAAGCACCACCGGCGCAACCCCGGGGCAGACCGUCGGAGGGGGGACGCGUGGCGUGGAGCGCUACCUGGACACAAGUCGAGGGACUG
Entelurus aequoreus (snake pipefish) is the source of this 4345-nucleotide messenger RNA. RefSeq lists its product as uncharacterized. The transcript has 3 exons. NCBI's taxonomy places the organism in Eukaryota, Metazoa, Chordata, Actinopteri, Syngnathiformes, Syngnathidae. Gene Ontology annotation, biological process: protein ubiquitination. Gene Ontology annotation, molecular function: ubiquitin-protein transferase activity; zinc ion binding. The coding region runs from base 1120 to 3852 and encodes 910 amino acids. The record is from RefSeq and is a predicted model, not a curated record.